UUUUAUAACCUAUCUAAAUCAUGCGGAUCCGUGAGACAGGAAAAAGAAAGGAUGCCACUAGAGAGUACAAUAUUCCUGGAGAACUUUUACCGGGGAAGCAAAUUAUACUGAGAGGGCGUGUUCCAUGGGGAGCGACAUCGUUUUCAAUUAAUAUUUCUUCAAUUCCAACGAUGGAUAACGGCGACGUUAUCUUCCAUUUUAAUGUACGCCUCUCUGAAAGAGUUUGUGUGCGAAAUGCUUUGAUUAAUGGAUCAUGGGGCGCAGAAGAAAGGGAUCAACCAUUUUUCCCCUUCAAUGAUGGGAAUUCUUUCACUAUAAGGAUAGAAGUCACUAAUGAUGUAUUUAGAACUUAUGUAAAUGGGAGACACUUUGUGGACUUUUCUCAUCGUACAGACUACAGAAAAGGCCACUAUCUUAUUCUAAGAGAGGGAGCAGAGUAUUACGACGUCAUUUUCCAAGACAAACCAAUCAUUCCGUUCAAUGCAACUAUUCACAAAGGAAUGAAAAUUGGAAAGACUUUGAGAAUCCGAGGCAUGUGCACAGAUCAAGAUGGAUUUUCGAUUAAUUUUAUGGAUGGAGGCAAUAGUAUCUACUUUCACUUUAAUGCCCGUCCUAAGGAGGGAUAUGUGGUAAGGAACUCUCGUUUCGGAAGCAACUGGGGGAGAGAGGAAAAAGAUUGUCCAGCAGGAUUUCCAUUCUACCCAUUAGAGUACUUUGAUGCCUCAUUUGUCUGCAUGGAAGACAAAUUUGCAGUGUAUGUGAACGAUGGUCACUACAUAGAUUUUACUCAUCGAGGUAAUCCAACCAAUAUCACCGUUCUCAGUAUAACUGGCAGUGUAAAUAUCCUUGACGUGGACUGCAUGGAGCCGGUGGGAGAAGACUCGAUGACUGAGGUGGAAUCUGGCUUAGAGAAAGGAGACGUCUAUGUUCUAAAUGGCAUGAUGAAAAAUGAUGGAAACACAUUUGCAAUCAACUUCCUGAAUGGGUUUUCUAUGGACGAUGACAUUGUCUUGCAUUUUAAUCCGCGGAGAAACACAGGAGAAGUGGUUCUGAACAGUCGUUUUGGAGGGGCGUGGCAGAUUGAGGAGAAGACUCCCUUACCCUUGGUCUUCUGGUCUAACAGACCAUUUCAAAUCAAAAUAGAGACAAAGAAACACAAAUUUACAAUCUCCUUAAAUGGAGUACAACUUGCCAAGUAUAGGAUGCGUGAUAGUGUUGAGAAAAUCCGGGCUAUUCAGAUUUCUGGCGACGUCUUCAUAUUGGAGACACUUCUGAUGAAGAGAUUGGAGGAGCCAAUUUGGGAGCGGCUGCCCGGUGGAAUACGACCAGGGAGUUGGAUUAUUCUACAGGGCACACCAAAAAAGUACUGGACUGGAUUUGGUAUAAAUUUUCGUUAUGAUGCGCGUGAGGAUGGAGACAUUGCUUUUCUCUUUAAUCCCCGGAAGAACGACGGACAGGUAGUUAGAAAUCAUCGACAGUAUAACCAGUGGGGACCGGAAGAGAGGAGUACCCCAAACUUUCCCUUCGAUGCAGGAAACACGUUUGAAAUUGUUUUCUUUGUCAGAGAAGACAAGUUUUUGACAUACGUAAACGGUAAAUCCUUUAUUGAAUUUAAUCAUCGUCUGCCUUUGGAAAGAAUCAACUUUCUCUCAAUGAAAGGAGACUGCAACUUCUACGAACCAGAGUUGCUGGUUUAGAACAUUUAAGGAUGGGGUCAGACACGGAUACAAGUUAUUACAUGGCAUAACUAUUCUAAGUUUUGAAAGCUUUAAUCUGAGUACUUAUUGUAACAAAGAGUUGAUGCUUUUUUAUAUCAUUGUGCUCCCUUUCCCAUGCUUUAUUUGCUUCUAAACGAUUUUUGGAAAAGAUAUGCAUUCUUACAUAUAUUCAUACAUAAUUUUGUAUUUUUGUAAUUUUGUAAUAAUUUUGUAAUGUAAGUUAUUUUGAUGGGGUAUACAAGGUUACAUGUAUAUCUCCUACUGAAAUUUUAAUUAUGCAAUACAACCUUUGUUUAAAAUCACUGAUGAAAAAUAAGAAUCAAUUAUGUUAUGAAACUCUUACAUAUAACAAUUUAAAUUUGUUUUAAAUGUGUUUUUAUAUACAAAUUGUAAAUUUUAUUGAAUUUUCUUUUGUUGAUAUUGGAUUAAACAGCAUUCAAACGUAGGUUGAUUUUCUUUGUGCCUGCUCCGUAUGUAUAAAAACAUAAAAACUGCUGUAUACUAGUGUUUAAAUAAAUACUUUGAGGUAAUUUUA
This is a messenger RNA of Saccostrea echinata, 2253 nucleotides long. RefSeq lists its product as uncharacterized. The transcript is spliced from 12 exons. NCBI's taxonomy places the organism in Eukaryota, Metazoa, Mollusca, Bivalvia, Ostreida, Ostreidae. Gene Ontology annotation, molecular function: carbohydrate binding. Bases 21 to 1697 code for a protein of 558 amino acids. The record is from RefSeq and is a predicted model, not a curated record.